Messenger RNA from Striga hermonthica, 1716 nucleotides. Lineage: Eukaryota; Viridiplantae; Streptophyta; Magnoliopsida; Lamiales; Orobanchaceae. The record is from the annotation of a GenBank genome assembly.
AUGUUAACUUCUCAGUUAAAGAAGGUUCACACAUUGGCCACCAGCUACGCCACCACUCUCCGUCAGUGUGUGGAGGUCUCGAACUUGAGAAAAGUCGCGGCAAUCCAUGCAAACCUCCUAAAAACAUUUGAAGCCACAUCCGAUUCUGUAUUCAUCUUCAACCAUUUGGUAAAUGCGUAUGUUAAAAGUGGGGACGUCUGGAACGGCAUCAAGCUGUUCGAUGAAAUGCCUGAGAAGAAUGUGGCGACUUGGACGGUCCUCAUUGCGGGCCUCGAGCAAAAGGGUUUUCCAAAUGAAGCACUUUCUCUUUUUCCGGAUAUGCAUAGGAGUGAAAUCAGGCCGAACGAGUUCACUUUCGUGAGCUUGCUCCACGCGUGCUCCUGCAGUGGGAGUUUAUACUUAACCUGCGCGUAUCAAGUUUAUGCACUGAUAAUCAGGCUCGGGUUUGAGAGCAACGUGUACUUGACCAACGCGUUUUUGACUUCCCUAAUUAGGCACGGCAGGUUGGAUGAAGCUUUCAAGGUUUUCAACGGGAGUUACCAAAAGGAUGUUGUGUCUUGGAAUGCCAUGCUCGACGGCCUUUUGAAAUUCAGCUGUGAUGAUAUACCGAGAUUUUGGCACCAGAUGAUGACCGAAGGAAUAAAACCCGACGAGUUCACAUUCGCAACCAUUUUAACGGGCCUGGCUGAGCUCUCGUAUCUUGAAAUGGGUUCGCCGGUUCAUGCCUUGGUCGUGAAAUCGGGCCAUGGGCGCGAAAGGUGCUUGGGGAAUGCUUUAACCGAUAUGUACUUGAAAAGUCACAAGCUUGACCUUGCUUUUAAAGCAUUCGACGAGAUCCCUCUAAAAGAUGUCUGUUCUUGGACUCAGAUGGCAGCCGGGUGUUUAAAUUGUGGGGAGCUGGUCGAGACACUAAGGGUAUUCGGUGAAAUGAGAAAGGUUGGUGUGAGACCUAAUAGGUUCACUUUUACCACGGGGCUCAAUGCAUGUGCCAGCCUGACACGUUUGGAUGAAGGGAAGAAAAUCCAAGGACUUACGGUCAAAAUAAAGGAAGAAGUUGACACGUGCGUGGACAAUGCUUUGCUCGACAUGUACGCAAAGUGUGGGUGUAUGGAUGGGGCUUCUAGAGUUUUCAGGUCGAUGACCGAACGCUCAGUUGUUUCAUGGACGACGAUGAUUAGUGGUUUUGCCCAAAACGGGCAUUGUGAGAAAGCACUCGAGAUUUUCGAAGAAAUGAGACUGGACAAGGCAGAGCCGAACUAUAUCACAUUUAUCUGCGUGUUGUACGCGUGUAGCCAGGGUGGAUUUAUUGAAAAAGGGCUCAAGUAUUUCUCUUGCAUGAGGGACGAGUAUGGUAUUGAUCCUGGUGAGGAUCAUUAUGCGUGCAUGGUGAAUCUAUUUGGCAGGGCCGGGCAAAUUGAAGAGGCCGAGAAGUGGAUUUUGGAGAUGCCGUUUGAGCCAGGUGUUAUUGUCUGGCAGACAUUGUUAGGCGCAUGCAGGAUGCAUGGGGAUGUGGGGACUGCAAAACGUGCGGCUGAAAAGGCUUUCCAUAUUGAUGAGAAGGACCCAUCGACUUAUGUGCUUCUGUCGAAUAUGUUUGCUGAUUUGGAGAACUGGAAGUCUGCUGGGAAAGUGAGGAAGAGGAUUGUGAAUAUGGAUAUCAAGAAAAUGCCCGGUUCGAGUUGGCUUGAGGUCAGUAAAGGUCAUUCGGACGUGUAG